Molecule: messenger RNA, 1475 nt
Organism: Suncus etruscus (white-toothed pygmy shrew)
Lineage: Eukaryota; Metazoa; Chordata; Mammalia; Eulipotyphla; Soricidae
Gene: POLG2
Product: DNA polymerase gamma 2, accessory subunit
Exons: 8
Coding region: 1-1440 (479 amino acids)
Biological process (GO): mitochondrial DNA replication
Cellular component (GO): mitochondrion; cytoplasm
Source: RefSeq, a predicted model, not a curated record
AUGCGCACGGGGGCCGUCGUCGCGGCCUGCAGGAGGAGACUCGGCCGGGGCCUGCUGUCCGGGGGCGGCCCGGCGCGGCGGACACCGGAGAGGAGCCGCUGCGGAGGGCCGCCCGGGGGCAGCGAGCCGACGGAGGCCCCCGAGUCCGGGCCGGGCGCCGACGCGCUGCUCGAGAUCUGCCGGCGGCGGCACUUCCUCGGCGGCCCGCUGGGCCCGGGCCUGGGCCUGAGCCGCGCCUCGCUGCUGAGCGGCCGCCACCCCGGCUGCGGCCCGCUGGGCGUGGGGCUGCGCCGGAACCUGGCGGCCGAGUGGUGGUCGUCGGUGGUGGCCUCCCGGGAGCAGGUGUUCCCCGUGGCCGCCCCCCACCACGGCCCGGGCCCCGGCCCCGGCCCCCCACGGCCCGGCGAGCGCGCCUUCAGGGUCGUCUCCGCGGCGUCUCUGCGCGCAGUCUUGCGCGACCGAGCCCUGAGUCGGGAGCAGCUCGUGGCCGUGCUCGAGGACUUGGUAGCCACUUCGGGCGAGCUCCGGGACAGCCUCCUGCACGGUGCCUUAGAACAUUAUGUCAAUUGCCUAGAUCUGGUAAACAAGAAACUCCCUUAUGGCCUUGCCCAGAUUGGAGUGUGUUUUCGUCCUGUUUCUGAUACCAACUCAGCACCUGAGGGUGAUAACAGAAUUGGUGAGACAACAGAAGCUUCCCUGGUGUGGUUUACCUCAGCAAGAACUGCAAACCAGUGGCUUGAUUUCUGGUUACGGCAUCGACUCCUGUGGUGGAGAAAGUUUGCCAUGAGUCCAUCCAACUUCAGCAGCAGUGAUUGUGAGGAUGAAGAAGGACGGAAAGGAAACAAACUCUACUACAGUUUUCCCUGGGGGAAGGAGCCAAUAGAAACCAUGUGGAACCUGGGGGAUCAGGAGCUUUUACGCAUGUAUCCCGGAAAUGUUUCGAAAUUACAUGGUCGAGACGGACGGAAAAAUAUCAUUCCUUCUGUUUUAUCCAUAAGUGGAGAUCUGGACCGAGGGAUGUUGGCUUACCUCUAUGAUUCUUCCCAGCAAACCAACGUCUCAUUUACAAGAAAGAAGACUCUUCAUAGAAAGGUACUUAAGCUUCACCCUUCUUUGGCUCCUAUCAAGGUAGCAGUGGAUAUGGGAAGAGGCCCCAUGGCAGAACUCCGACAGGUUUGCCAAGGACUGUUUAAAGAAUUACAAGAAAAUGGUAUUUCUGUGUGGCCUGGUUAUUUGGAAACUGUUCAUUCCUCAAUGGAACAAAUUUAUUCAAAAUAUGACGAAAUGAGUAUCCUCUUCACAAUUUUGAUCACUGACACGACUUUGGAGAAUGGACUAAUAAAUGUGAGAAGUAGAGACACUACCAUGAAGGAAAUGAUGCAUAUUUCCAAAGUAAAAGACUUUUUAGUCAAAUAUAUAUCAUCAGCUAAGAAUGUAUAGAAUUUACUUUGUAUAAUAAAUACCCUCCUUUUGUA